GAGGUCUGUGAGGAGGUAGGCUGGCUCAUUCACACUCAGCUGCGGUGCAGGAGGUCUGUGAGGAGGUAGGCCGGCUCAUUCACACUCAGCUGCGGUGCGGGAGGUCUGUGAGGAGGUAGGCCGGCUCAUUCACACUCAGUAGGCAUUUUUGUGGAGUGCACUAAUGCCCAACUUUGCAUUUGAAUGUUUUCAGUUUUUUCUUGUCAGUUUGCUUUUAAAGACAGCACUGAGAGAAACUGGCAGCCUAUGAAAACCAACAAGAAAUAUUUGUAGUGCUACCCUGAAUGCUUUUAAAAUAUUUUCUUUACUCUUUUUAGGUUAAGAGAAUAAAUGAGACGCAUUGCCUUUUCCGGGGGGCUCAGCGUGUGGGCUCUCUCUCCAGAGCGCUGAUGGAUGCAGGAUGCCCUGAUGCAGGAUGAACAGCAUAGCAGUGUUGUUUUAGUCGGAAAGCGAUCCUCCAGGCUGCAGGGGGUGGAGGCGGUGUCAUUUAUUCAGCUGGCAGGUGUGAAGGGGACACUAGGGCGGCUUGUGGGGAUUUUUGAGAACCGAGACAGGAAACACCGGACAUAUGUCUACGUUCUUAUUGUCACAGAGGUCCUGGAAGACUGGGAGGACUCGGUUAAUAUUGGCCGGAAAAGGGAAUGGUUUAAAAUAGACGAUGCCAUAAAAGUCCUGGAGUGUCACAAGCCCGUGCAGGCCACCUACUUCCAUGCGCUGCAGCAGGGCUGUUUGAGCAGCAACGGGACCCCCCUGGUGGCCGCCAUCGCCGACGACCUCUCCCCCACCUACAGCAUUAGCCAGAGCUCCAUGUCGGGGAUCAGAUAACUAGCACACAGCCUGGACACUGGAGCUCUGAGCACCAACCUCUUACUGUCUGUAUGCAUCUCCAGCAGCGACAAGCCGAAGAGGUGCUUCUCCGCGCCAGGACACAGGCACAGAUUUCACAAGCUGUUGGCUGAAGAUUCUAAAACCCUUUGUAAAUGUAAAGUUGAUUUUUUUUUUUUUCUUUUUAUUGAUAAUUAAUAAUUGCAUGGACCUCCCCUGCCCCUUCAUACAUGUAAGGUUUAUUGAAUGCAAGAACUACUUUUUACUGUUGUGACGUAAAGUGUAAACUUUGUGCUUUAGCUCCAGCUUUUGAUGGUCUUUUAACUUCCUGUUUCUUUGUUCCGGUUCUUUUGUUGUGUGUAUGUGCCCCCUUCUCCUCCCCAGCAGGAAGUGAUGUCAGCAUGGCAUGGCAUGAGGUGUGUUGGUCCCGUGGGGCUCCGGUGAUGUCAUGUGAAUGAGUGAAACAGUCUGGGUUGCCGUGGUGUCGCCACACGGCGGCGCUGGGGGUGGGGCUGUAAGGUCUCUUUGUUUCCUUUCCUGUUUCGGGGGGUUAGCACGUGCAGUCACACGCCUGUCCUCAGUCCUUACAAAACCAGCGGUGCUUUCAGGGCCCUCCUGUCCUGGAGUCCCAGAGAGGCACAGUGCAGCCCUGGCAGGAACUCCACGAUAGAGUCUCCUGUAAGAUGUAGGCAGUGGAAUCAGAGUGUGGGUUAGCAUUUUGGGCUUCUUGGCAUUGUAAUUGCUGUGAAUUGGAGAUCAGUGUUAAAGUGAACUGAAAAUGUUGUGGCUCAAAGCAAAGGAACUCAACCCAAAAUUGCAUAGAGUCCAAGUAACUCUGGAAAACCAACGUACAGAACGUGUCACCAUCACAGUGUCAAAAAGAUGAAUGAUGUCCGUCCAGUGAUUGCCACGGUGUGGGAUGAGAGGAACGACUGGAGUUUUGUGCUGAAAUGUGGGAAAGGUUUGGUUUGGUCCUGCAGCUCCGCCACCCAUCGGUUCCUCUGCGCGGCUCGCUACAGGUCCCCUCAUCUCUCGGCUCAGUUCUCCAAUCUUUGGGACAAUGCGCUGUAAUGAUAAUGUCCUGCUUUGGGACAAUGCGCUGUAACGAUAAUGUCCCGCUUUGGGACGGUGUGCUGUAACGAUACUGUCCCGCUUUGGGACGGUGUGCUGUAACGAUACUGUCCCGCUUUGGGACGGUGUGCUGUAACGAUACUGACACUGUCCCACCCCCAGGAAACGCGGCCCCAAUCGGUUUAGAUCCAAACGGAGGGACUGUCAGAACGGGCCGAGGAUCUGAGUGUGUGAAAGCAGAGAGACAGUUGAGCAGGUGUGCCCACCUGAACCUGCCAGCUCAGGACCUGUGAGUUACCUUUCGCUGUUCUGAAGCCCAGUUUCACACACCGGAGGUGUCUGUACAUAUUCCCCAUCGCUGUGCAUUAUGAUGAUGAUUAUGAUGAUUAUGAUGAUUUAUCCAAUUUUAUUUCAGUGCGGUGGCAGCCUAACACCACAGUCUCUGCACUGUCUGCAGAAUGCUUCUGCUCUGGUCAUAACUGGCCAUGGCGUGCGUGUGUGUGUGUGUGCAGGUGCGUGUGUGUGCGU
Molecule: messenger RNA, 2424 nt
Organism: Megalops cyprinoides (Indo-Pacific tarpon)
Lineage: Eukaryota; Metazoa; Chordata; Actinopteri; Elopiformes; Megalopidae
Product: diphosphoinositol polyphosphate phosphohydrolase 1-like
Exons: 4
Coding region: 394-825 (143 amino acids)
Biological process (GO): diphosphoinositol polyphosphate metabolic process; diadenosine hexaphosphate catabolic process; adenosine 5'-(hexahydrogen pentaphosphate) catabolic process
Cellular component (GO): nucleus; cytoplasm
Molecular function (GO): bis(5'-adenosyl)-pentaphosphatase activity; diphosphoinositol-polyphosphate diphosphatase activity; bis(5'-adenosyl)-hexaphosphatase activity
Source: RefSeq, a predicted model, not a curated record